AUGGAAGGUAGGAAACUCUCCAAGAAACAGCGGAUGGCCAAAAACGGCGACCUCACGAAUGAAGAUGAUGCAUACGAUGCCAUUUUCAGUGGGGAUUUUGGAUCGAUGGAGAUCGGUAACUACAUUGGUCCCAACGAGGGCCAAACAGAGCAUCUACCGAAUGCAGUAGAUUUUGAAGAUGAAGACGAACUGGCAGAUGAAGAAUUACCGGAUGAAACGCAAGCCAGCCAUAGUAAUGAUCCUGAACACAGUAAUGACGAUUACAUGACACUAAUGGGUGGUCAUGGUGCUAUUCUGGACGGAGGUAACCAUAAUGGGUACCACGAUCAGAAUAACACACUCUUUUUGGGAAUCGACGAACACAGUGGGCCUUACCCAGAGACUGAACAUCAUGUUUUUGGUGGGUUUGCCGACGAGAAUCAAGUAGAGCUGGAAGAGAAACAGAAGCGGGAAGAACAGGAAAGAGUGGUACGAGAACAAAAAGAGCUGCUUACUUAUUAUUUUCCAAAAUUUCAAAGGGGUAAAAACCUCAAGCUACUCAGUAUAGUACCGAGACAGCUUGCUCAAUACCAAUGGCAACGUGAACUUUACCUUUCAAAUAGACACAUAAGGCCGUUCAUGCCACUCAAGCUCAAGUUUGAAGUGCAACCGGACUCGCGUCGGCUUUUUCGCGCUAAAAGCAAAAACUGGCAGGUCAUAACCCAGCAGUCUAAGCGAAAGAAAUCGGGUCUCGUUACCGUUUCGCUAGAUGAAAUAUAUGGAGAUAGUACGGUGCGACAAGAAGGCAGGAAAAGUGACGGCAAAAUACCGGAAGAGCUGUUAAUCAUGGCCGAUGAUUGGAACUACGAGAAGAUAGUGGGCGAAUCCGACACCGAACCCGAAAACAUUAAGCCCGAGAUCAAAGAAUCGGCAAGUCAAAUUUUUCGUGAUCACAGUGUUCCUGCGACACAAGGUGGUCCUAAUUGGGAUGAAGAAAACCUUAUCGAAGGUAAAAUCUAUCAAAACAAAUUGUGUCUCGAUAUGAAUGAUGAGAAACUGCUCUUUGUACCAAGCAAACAUCACGGCAAAAAAGACGUUAAUUCCAAUACAGCACUACUGGCUUUCAAUGAAAAGACCCUCACGCAAAAAUUCAACAUUUCUAAUGAUCACAAAUACAAAAUUCUGAAAGAAAACUAUCAAACUAAGAUUCGGUCUACGAUUUCGAACCUCACGAUCGAACACUCACAACCUGCUCUCAGACUUCAAUCUCCAUUUUACAAGGUGGUACCGCCUAAGAACACGAUCCGCAGCUUUCACAGACCGCACUUUGGCAGUCUGAUUCGUCCAGGAACUAAUAUUGUGUUGAGCAAGCUCAAAGUGCGCAAGAGAAAGAAGGAUAAGGGCAAGGAUGUUCGAGAGCUUUUUUCAAGAAGCCACGACCUUACUCUGGGAGAUAGUGCUCCAAUUUUUCUGAUGGAAUAUUCCGAAGAAACUCCUAUGGCCUUGUCAAAAUUUGGGAUGGGUAACAAGUUGAUCAAUUAUUACCGUAAAACCCACGAUAAAGAUAUUUCGAGACCAAAAUUACCUGUUGGUGAAACACACGUUCUUGGUGUUCAGGAUAAGUCGCCCUUUUGGAACUUUGGCUUUGUUGAGCCUGGAAAUGUUGUGCCGACGUUGUACAAUAACAUGAUCAGAGCACCAGUUUUUAAACACGAUGUGUCCCGUACCGAUUUUCUGCUUGUCAGAAGCACUGGCAAUGGGAUGGGUAACCGCUUCUAUUUGAGAAACAUGAAUCAUCUGUUUACAGUCGGCCAGACUUUUCCUGUCGUCGAAGUGCCGGGUCCUAAUUCUAGAAAGGUUACGUCCAUGGGAAAGAGCAGACUUCGGAUGGUUGUAUACCGGAUCUUAAACAAGUCGUCAGAGCAUAGGCUGUUAGUCAAACAAGUGGCGAGGCAUUUUCCAGAUCAAAAUGAUAUGCAAAAUAGGCAAAGACUAAAAGAAUUCAUGAAGUAUCAAAGAGACGGAGAUGAUCACGGUUUUUGGAAACUUAAGGAAGCUGAAUCAUUACCAGACAAUGAGAGUGUCAAGAAAAUGAUUGUCCCCGAGGAUGUUUCGUUGACAGAGUCCAUGUAUCAUGGUCAGCAAUUUCAAGAAGACAAUGAGCAGUUUAAUACUGAUGAGAAGCUAAGCAAACUAGAGGAAAAUCUUAUACCAUGGGCAGCCACUAAAAACUUCAUGAACGCGACGCAAAUGCGCGCUAUGGUCCAAAUUCAUGGUGCCGGUGAUCCCACUGGUUGCGGAGAAGGCUUUUCGUUUUUGAAAACUUCCAUGAAGGGAGGGUUUACAAGAUCUGGAUCAGAGCUGUCUCAACAGCAGAUCGCUGGAGGUCAUAGCUAUAAUGUCGCUCAACAACAAAAGGCAUAUGAGGAGGAAAUCAGUAAAACAUGGUACACGCAAGCUAAAAGCUUAAAAAUUUCGAAUCCUUUCGAGGAGAUAGAAAACCCAGAUGUUGUUAACAAAACAAACAAAAAGGUAAAGUCGCAUCGUUCAGACAAUAAGGUGCUAAGAAUUGUACGGAAAACGCGAGAUGAAAAUGGAAUUAUUCAGAGACAAACGGUUGUAAUUAGAGAUCCAAGAGUGAUUCAAGGAUACAUUAAAGCUUACGAAAAGAAACGCCAGGAAGCUGAAGCCAAUCUUGGUCUAGAAGAAUUGAUGAACGACAAUAUCGAUCUGGUCAGUGGAGAAAACACUGAAGAGAAACAAUUGAAACAGAAGAAACUUCUUGAAGAGCAGCUAGCCAAGUUACAAAAAUCGCAAGAGAGAAGGCAAGCUCGCAAGUUAGCAAAAGAAAAGACCACGGACGGCAAAGUGUCCAAGUCAAAAUCCACAAACAGAAGGUGUGCUACAUGUGGCAUGGUGGGACACAUCAGGACAAAAAAGACAUGUCCCAUGUAUAAUGGUUCUGCGGGGCCUGGAAUGGGAGGAGCGCCUGCUACUAAUGGCUCUGCCGGAAGCCCUCCGGAAGGAUCAGCGGAGGUCAAAGAUGAGGAAUAG
Molecule: messenger RNA, 3033 nt
Organism: Lachancea lanzarotensis
Lineage: Eukaryota; Fungi; Ascomycota; Saccharomycetes; Saccharomycetales; Saccharomycetaceae
Gene: TAF1
Product: LALA0S10e00584g1_1
Exons: 1
Coding region: 1-3033 (1010 amino acids)
Biological process (GO): transcription by RNA polymerase II; RNA polymerase II preinitiation complex assembly
Cellular component (GO): transcription factor TFIID complex
Molecular function (GO): histone acetyltransferase activity; TBP-class protein binding; RNA polymerase II general transcription initiation factor activity
Source: RefSeq, a predicted model, not a curated record